Molecule: messenger RNA, 1248 nt
Organism: Glycine soja
Lineage: Eukaryota; Viridiplantae; Streptophyta; Magnoliopsida; Fabales; Fabaceae
Exons: 1
Coding region: 1-1248 (415 amino acids)
Molecular function (GO): zinc ion binding; nucleic acid binding
Source: RefSeq, a predicted model, not a curated record
AUGACUUCCUCGAAUGGAAAUUUUCCAGCAUCCAUGCCUGUUCUCAAAGGCAAGAACUAUGAUGAUUGGUGUGCUCAGAUGAAGGUAAUCUUUCGAUUUCAAGAUGUGACAGAAGUGGUGCAAGAAGGGGUUCAAGAACUUGACAGGAACCCAACUGAUGCAGAGAAGGUGGCUCACCGUGAUUUGAUGAAAAGAGAUGCAAAGGCGUUGUUCAUUAUUCAUCAAUGUGUAGAUGUAGAUAAUUUUCAGAAAAUUAGAUCUGCUGAUACUACAAAGAAGGCAUGGGAUACUCUAGAGAAAUCCUAUGCAGGGGAUAGCAAACUCAAGAAGGUGAAGUUGCAGACCUUGAGAAGGCAGUAUGAACUUCUACAAAUGAGUGAUCAAGAAAACAUUGGUGAGUUCUUUUCUCGAGUCUUGGCAAUUACAAAUCAAAUGAAUGUUUAUGGUGACAAGCAAUCAAACUUGGGGAUCAUUGACAAGGUAUUGAGAACCUUGACACCAAGAUUUGAUCAUAUAGUGGUGGCAAUUGAGCAAGGCCAGAAUCUUGAAGAAAUGAAGAUUGAAGAAGAACUGCAAGGAAUACUUGAAGCUCAAGAGAUGAGGCUCAAUGAAAGAAAUUCACAAAGAUCAGUUGAGCAAGCCAUGCAAGCCCAAACAACCAAAGGGAACAACUAUGAUGGUGGCAAGAAUAAGAAGGGAAAGGGAAAGGGAAAGUGGAAGAACAAUAAGUGGAAGGGGUCAAGUGAGGGCUACAGCAGUUCUGGAAAUCAUAACCAGAAUGAAGAAACAGACAAGAAAGAUGGAGGGAAUCACAAAGUGGGUAAGAAGAAAUUCAACAAGAAAGGGAUUCAGUGUUACAACUGUCAGAAAUGGGGAUAUUUUGCAGAUGAAUGCAGAAAUAAAAGGGUUCCAAGAAAUGCAAAUGAGGCUCAAUUGGCACAAGAUGAGGAUUCUGACUCUGAUAAAGUGUUACUAAUGGCAACAACAAACUCAGAAGAAGACAAUGUUAAUAUGUGGUAUCUAGACACAGGCUAUUCCAAUCACAUGAAGGUGAAGAGCAAGAUCAAGUUUGCAGAUAACAACUCUGUAACUACAGAAGGCAUUGGAAAGGUGAUGAUUCAGAGGAAGGAUGGACAACACUCAUUUAUCAAUGAUGUGCUAUAUAUUCCCAAUAUGAAGAAUAAUUUGCUGAGUUUUGGACAAUUGCUAGAAAAGGGUUAUUCAAUGCAGAUGGAGGACGUCAAAUGA